AUGCCUCGCGCGAGUACGGCCCCUGGGGCGCGACUCCGCUGUCGCAGAGCCUGUGACAGCUGCAAGAGGCGCAAACAGAAAUGUAACGGCGAGCACCCUUGUACGAUAUGUGUCCAGCGAAAGAAGGAGUCAGAAUGUCACUUUUCGGACCGCCCGGCUCGACUCCUCAAGCCCGAGACCAAAGACUCCACGAUGUUACUCAGUGAACGGAUGGUUCCCUCGCCACAGCGUGAGACGGCUAUCAACCACAUACUCAAUUCGCUUGAGGACCAGGGCAUGAAUUUGGAGCACCAGGUCCGCGAUGAGAAGGAGGGCACGGCUCCUGUUCCGAAAGUGGCGCGACUUCUUCGCGACGGGCAAGGGAAAUUCAUGUAUAUCGGGGACUCGGCCAGUCUGUCUUUCUUGCAGAGUGUCCGUCGCGUGGUUUCGUCGUCGAUUGGUCGGUGCGAAUUUACCGAAGACAAUUCUCGACACUCCAUGCUCGAGGCCUUCCAAAAUAACCCGAGCAACCAGCCCAGUUCCCUCGUCCCACCACCCAGCAAUGGAGACGCCCAACGACUUGCGCGGCAAUAUGUCCUCGCCACCAGUCCUUUGCUAGACCUGUUUGACCUGGAUGAAUUUCACCCACGAUUAGCGAAUUGGGUCGGAAAUCCGACCGGCGAUGAAGAUACUGUCAGCUCCAUCUUUUACCUUGUUCUCGCCAUCGGCGCACAGGUUUCGAAUGUCCACCAAGAUGUCGCGGAACGAUUCUUCGGUAGCGGUCGACAACUGGCAUUUUCGGCUUUCCAGGAGACUCCUAGCAUUCACACGAUCCAGUCAUACAUACUAGUGUCGAUGUAUAUGCUCGGCGCCUGCAGGCGUAACGGUGCAUUCAUGAAUUUGGGAAUCGCUCUGCGAGCUGCAUAUGCUGUGGGAAUCCAUCGCAAAGAUGCGAAUGCACUCUUCUGUGGACGCGAGCGAAGGGCGAGAGAACGGGUCUGGAAGAGUCUUCGAAUGAUGGAUCUAUUUCUAUCCGCCUCUCUGGGACGUCCUCCAGCAACAUCGGACUAUGACCCUGACACGCGUGAUGACGAUAUGAUGGCACCGGGAGACCAACAACGAAACCUGACACCAGAUCAACAGCUUUCAGUUGCAGUCAUCUCCCUCUGUCGAAUAUUUGAACGAAUCCUUACAGAUGUCUAUAUGAAGCAAGUCAUCUCGAUCAAUGUGGCGGAAUCAAUCUCAAAUCAACAUCGUGCCUGGGUUCGCACUCUCCCCGCUGUUCUAAAAAUACAGACUGAACGACUCGACAACAAAAGCAUGGAGGACAGCCUGGCUGCAGCCCAUGUUUUUGGAUCAUAUUAUUGGUCUAUCAUCCUCCUGACCAGACCGUUCCUCGUCUUCCGCGUCGCCCAAUACGUGAAAAACAAAUCCGAUCUACCGACGUCUUCAGAAUCCAGGAGUGGCAGCUCUCGCGUCUCUUUAUUCGCCGAUGCAUGCGUCUACUCUGCUCUCCGAGGACUCGACGUGAUCAAUGAUCUCGGUCGAUUCCCAUCUCUCCCGCGCCGGCUGCCAUUCCUGAUAAAUUCAGUGUUCAACUCUGCCGUUGUACUUGGUGCCGCUUUUUUUGCCGACUAUGACAACCUCCUUCCUCUAGAAGAGGGCAUGAACAAAGCCGAACGAUUCCUAGGACUAUUUGUCCCCCACGACCCACAUGCAUGCCGAUUCAGUCACAUUGUCAAAUAUCUCCGUGCUGCUGUUGGCGAGUACAUCCAAAGGCGUAGCCGGCAAUGGAUGGAUCAUCGAAGCAAACAAGUCGACCAACUCUUCGGUCAGGUUGGUGGUGGCGUUGAUCCUGCCUCUAUGUCCUCAGCCUGUGCUGGUCAUGGUGCAAUUUCUACGCCUUCCGGCCAAUCCGAACCACACCAGUCCCCGGAUAUGAUCUCCCCUCCCUCUCCUGGUAAGCCCGCUGGGGGUACGACUCCAUCCUCCUUCCUCGCGGCCCAACAAAAACAUCUCUCCAAUGGCCCUCAACCCCCUGGCAACGACGUUUGGGAUUCCCUCUACAGUAGCUCAGACGGGGCUGCUGGUUUCCCAUAUGAUGCGGCAAUUUCUGCGCUGACAACAUCAGGAAUCCCCGUCGGUUGCUCGCCGGGCGGUACCAUUCCCCCAUCUGGACAGGCUCCUAUCUCUGGUGGACCAUCUCCGCUUUCGGAUGUCAUUUUCCCUGAGAAUGGCCUACUCUAUAUGGCCGAGGAUCUUCCUGUGUUUGGGAUAUGGGAUGAUGCUUGA
Messenger RNA from Penicillium argentinense, 2271 nucleotides. Its product is annotated as putative C6 transcription factor. The transcript has a single exon. The record is from RefSeq and is a predicted model, not a curated record. Bases 1 to 2271 code for a protein of 756 amino acids. Gene Ontology annotation, cellular component: nucleus. Lineage: Eukaryota; Fungi; Ascomycota; Eurotiomycetes; Eurotiales; Aspergillaceae. Gene Ontology annotation, molecular function: RNA polymerase II cis-regulatory region sequence-specific DNA binding; zinc ion binding; DNA-binding transcription factor activity, RNA polymerase II-specific. Gene Ontology annotation, biological process: positive regulation of transcription from RNA polymerase II promoter by galactose; DNA-templated transcription.